AGAACUUCAUCUCGAGCGUAGAACGCUGACCAAUCGCAGCGUGUGGAUUCAAGCGAGGGCGGUGCAAAAAUGGGUGUGUUUCUUUUCUCCUCGUGUCCGAAAACGGGUGUUGAAAAAAAAAUAUUUGCAGAGCGCCGCGGACGGUUCGUGUGUUCCCACAAUGCAUCGCGUCUCAGCGGGAAACCAAAAUGGCGAGGCUGAAGAGAGAAAAACACUCGGUGGGGUAUUUUAAAAAUCCGUAAGGAGCCUCGAGUUAGUAAGAGAAACCCGGCGGGAUCGACGGAGCUGACAAACCCUGUGGGUGUGACGGUUUUUCCUGUUAAUGCAUCAUUCUAAGCGCGGGAAUUGGCCGAAUGAGAGACUCAACGUUCGUACACAGUUCGAGCUCCCAUCGCCAGUCUCCGUCCCAUCAUCAAGACGAGUCUCCCGUGUCCUUGUCCAAACUCUCGCUCAGAAAUGGGCAGGGCGGCACGGAGAAGCUCGCAAAUAAGUUUGAGGAAGGCCAGGAUGUUCUAGCUCGCUGGUCCGAUGGCCUGUUUUAUUUGGGGACAAUCACGAAGAUAAACAAACAAAAGCGUUGCUGUUUUGUGGUUUUUGAAGAUCAGUCGAAAUCUUGGGUUCUUUGGAAGGACAUUCAGACGGGGGACAGUGGAGAGGAAAUGCUCUGCACCAUAUGCCAGAAUGAAAGCUCAGAACCGCCCAAUGAAAUAGUCAUCUGUGACAAAUGUGGACAAGGGUACCACCAGCUGUGCCACGCGCCCAUCAUCGAUCCCAGCGUGAUUGAGUCGGACGAUAAAUGGCUCUGUCGCGACUGCGUAUUUGCCACAACAACAAAGAGAGGCGGUGCGCUGAAGAAAGGGCCGAACGCCAAAGCGCUGCAAGAGAUGAAGCAAUCUUUACCGUAUUCCUUGGAAGAGCUGGUGUGGGACCAGGGCCAUAAAACCAACAUCCAGCAGUGCUACUGUUACUGUGGAGGGCCUGGAGAGUGGUAUCUGAAAAUGCUGCAGUGUAACAGAUGUAAGCAGUGGUUUCACGAAGCGUGCAUUCAGUGUUUACAGAAACCCAUGCUCAACGGAGACAGGUUUUAUCAGUUUUUUUGUUCAGUUUGCAGUAGUGGACCUGAGUACCUCAAACGACUGCCUCUGAGAUGGGUAGAUGUUGCACACCUAAGCCUCUACAACCUGAGUGUUAUUCACAAAAAGAAAUACUUCGACUCCGAACUCGAGCUCAUGGCUUUUAUUAACGAGAACUGGGACCGGCUUCAGCUCGGCGAGCUCACGGACGUCCCCAGGUCGGAGCGAUACGAACGAAUUCUGGAAGCACUUAAUAGCAACCCGACCAUGUUCAUGUCCGGGAAGGAGAUCAAGAAGAAGAAACACCUUUUUGGGUUACGGAUCCGCUUCCCUCCGGGCCCUCAGAACUCUGAGUCUCUGUCGGACAGGGAACAGGAAAAAGCUUCACAUGAGAUUAAGAUUAAGGGCAGGAAGUCCAUGAAGCCUCCUCAUCCAUACAGUACGGUCACCAACGGAGCGGUGAAGAAAGGUAAGAGGAAGCAUCGCUCACACUCGAUGGAGACGCUGGCCAAGCUGAGACGAUCAGAAGAGCUUCUGGCUCAAAAUCACACGAGGUUCCCGACCGCCGAGAACGACGCGCUGGACGUGACCGCGUCUAAAAGCGUCAGAGCCGAAAAGUCCGCGCCGUCGUCGAGUACCUCGGACGCCGACUCCGUUAGUGCCACCGCUAUGAGUGAAACUACCUCAACUAGUGUAUCCAGUCUCAGUAGCUCCAGCAGGACUCUGGUUCUUCAGCCCCCAGUGAAGAGGGGUCGAGGACGUCCGAGACGAGCGCUGCAGCCCCCGAACCCCGAGAUUCCACCACCUCUGCAGCCCGAGCCCACGCCUUCUCCCACACCUACACCCCUCUCACGCUUCCCCCCGACCUCCAUUACCCAGGGCCUGGAGUCGAGCACUCAGCUCAACCUCCUCAGGAACUCCAUCAGCAGCUAUUUUGGCGCGGCCGGGCGCAUGGCGUGUGGCGAGAAGUACCGCGUCCUCGCGCGCCGCAUCACUGACGACGGCAAAGUACAGUACCUGGUGGAGUGGGAGGGUGUCACCGCCUCCUGAGCCUACACACACACACACACACACACACACUUCAGAACUGUGCUGUUUGUGUGGUGAGGUAAGUGGAGCAAGAGUGUGUCAUUAUCUCGAGUUUGCUGACUUACCCUCACACACUUAUAUACACUCACACACUCACGUGUGUGUAUCGAAUGUGCCAUUCAGUUUCACACUCUUCAGCUUUUUUUUUUUACUAACGUUCGUGUCAUUCCGCGAGAGUGAUUUAAAACUGUGCCUCUUACAUUACGUUUUAAUAAACAAAUAAAUAAAUAAAACACACACAAAAAAACCGCCUGCCUUGUAGGUUCUAGAUACCACACGGUGCCACACAUCAGACACGUCCUUGACUUCCUGUCCCACCUUCUAACCGCAAACACACACACGUUCUCAGAUUAUUUUUAGACCAGUUGUACUUCUAAGUACGUAAACUCUGUGAACUCCCCAUCUUCCUUCCACGUCUUUUGUUUCUCGGUGUUUAAAAUGAGCAGGAGAUCCUACACGAAACACGGUUCUUCCAAGCCGUAAACAGGAACUUGACGGCGAAUAAAAACGCAUCAUUAUUACUCUUAACGCUUUCAACUCGAGGCUGAAGUUAACGGAACGUUUCUUGUUAUUUUGGUGGAAAUGCGAAAGGACGUGUUCGUAAAGCAUUUAACGCGAAUUUGUCAUCGAGGAAAAACGCGUCGCCGCCGUGCUCCUGAUGUGUAAAAAAUAAAUACAUUAAAUAAAUAAAUAAAAAUCCGAUGCUGUUUGCUGCUGCAGAUUUAAAGUAUUGUAUUAUUAUUUUAAUUUUUUUUCUGGACAAGAGAACGGCUUUCAGUUCGAUAGGGCACAUUUCUCACUUUCUUUCUGUUUAAAGCGUACGUUUUAUAUAAACUCCGCCCAUCUCACGUCGUGCGUUAAGUUCGUUUUUUUUUUUUUUUUUUUUUUUUUUCCGUGACGUUCAGACAGAAAUUCUUCUUCCCAAGACUGAUUCUUUGUUUUAAGCUAUCGAUGGCAUUAAUCCUGGGGCGGGGGUUUUAGAUUCAUGGGUGUGGUUACUGAGAUCCAUGGAUUUAUUUUAUUGUUUCUUUUAACCCCUUUUUUUCCCCCUCAUUUAUUUCUGGAAUUUAUUUUCCGCUUUGAGACGUCAGACACAGCUUCCUUCGCGUGACACAGGGACGUCUCCGUCAGAGGACAGAACUUUCCUGGACUUGCUGUUGGACAUUAUGUUGAUGAUGUACAGUAUGCACAGUAUUAGAAGCUCAAGGAUCUUUUAUUUUCGUAGCGCCUUCGGUUUUCUUUUCGUCCUAUGCAACACGAUAUUCAAAUGAGCUCUGUGACUGUUUGUUUCUUUUGUUUGUUUGUUUGUUUUUUUUGUUCAUCUGCUUCAGGAAAAUAAAACAGCAAUAUUUUUCUUACGAUCUCUCUCAGGCUUUUUUUUUUUUUUUUUUUUUUAAGGUUUCAGUGCAAUUUAUUGCUUCUGGAGGGGGAAAAAUCUGUUGCGUUCUUUCACGUCUUUCACUUUCCCCCUUUUUUUUUUUUUUUUUUUUACUCACAAUGCCGUGCUGAUAGCUGUGCGAUCAGAUUUUGCUCGUACUUCAUCUCUGGUUCAGGAGAUCGAUGCAGCAGCGCUUUACUACCUUUCGGCUCUCUCUCGCACCUCACCGCUCAAACAGAUCGGCUUCUGCUUCCACGGCCGGUUCUGGGACUUUUGAGUUUGCCGUUUUUGCCCUGACGUCGUCACGAAUCGGACUGUUCCGGACUUUGCUCUUAAUAAAAGAUGGGUGAGAAAUGAAGUGCUGACCGUCAUCUCUAUUUACGUUCAACGAUUUUCUGACUUCAUUGCUAGCAACUUCAUCAUCAUCACACAACCUCAGGCUUCUCACAGAAUUAAAACACCACACCAAAAGACACGUGAGCAGCAGAAUCUUUCGACCCAUCACGGAUAUCAGGAUCUAAACACUUUGCGUGCGUUCCACAUAAACGUGCUGUGAUUCGUAGGCGUGCUGUAGCUCAGGGUUGGAGCGCCGUGUUCGCAGCAUUUUGUUUCUCUUGUAGCAUUAAGUGCUGAAUUUCUGAGACUUUUUUUUUCCCCUCAGUUCAGACUUUUGCUUUGUUUGUUCAUUUGUUUUUAUACCGAAUUCCCUGAGGUUAUGUUUUUUUGUUUGUUUGUUUUGUUUUUUUAAAUAAAAAAGUGUUCAUGACCCACUCAUCUCUGAGUGCCGACUUGAUCGGCACACUCUUUUUUUGUUUUGUUUUGUUUUUUUUCCCUCGAUCUCAACACUGAUACCUCUUUUUAUUCCAGUAAAUGAUCUGUAUGAACUGUUUCUUACUUGCUGUACCAGAACUACAUCCAUACAGCUUUGCUUUGGUUUUUGUUUUUGUGUUGUUGUUUGUUUUUUUACUGGCUUUGAGCAGGCUUCUGUAGCCAAAGAAUAAAUUCAUCAAAUUUAAAA
Tachysurus fulvidraco (yellow catfish) is the source of this 4558-nucleotide messenger RNA. RefSeq names its product metal response element binding transcription factor 2 (gene mtf2). Gene Ontology annotation, cellular component: nucleus. Bases 354 to 2123 code for a protein of 589 amino acids. The transcript is spliced from 15 exons. The record is from RefSeq and is a predicted model, not a curated record. Gene Ontology annotation, biological process: chromatin organization; regulation of DNA-templated transcription. NCBI's taxonomy places the organism in Eukaryota, Metazoa, Chordata, Actinopteri, Siluriformes, Bagridae. Gene Ontology annotation, molecular function: chromatin binding; DNA binding.